GGCUGCAGUAUUCAAAGGCACAACAGAGGCGAAUCUUCAAUUUUCAUCACUUGCAUAAUUGAGAUUUUCAAUUUGUUAAGAUUUAAAGAUCAGUUAAAUAAUUGACGCGAUGAAAUUGCCACUUAGCCAGCAGAAAGGCUUCUUUGCCGAAUACUAUCUGAAGUUGCGGGCAGCGGGUGGCGCCACCUGCGAAUCGGAUAUAGCCAAAUUGUCCACAUGUGGCAACGAUGACGAGCGCGUGGCCUACGUCGAUCAGCUGAGCUGGGUGCGUGACGGCGAUGCGGAGCUGCAAGUGCAACGUGAGUUCAACGGCAAGAGUCUAACUGCAUCAGCGGAGCUGAAGGAACGUGCAACUGUCUCGUUCAAGCAGAAGAAAUGGAUCGAAGCCAUGCUGCUGUACAGCAGGAGCUAUGUGGCACUGCCCAACGACAAGGUUCUGGAGCGCUCCAUAGCGCUGGCGAACCGCUCGGCGACGUUGUACCACAUGCAGAAGUACUGCGAGUGUUUGGUGGACAUCAGACGGUCCCUGGAGCUGGAGUAUCCCAAGGAUCUCGUUUACAAGCUGUACGAGCGUCAAGCCCGCUGUUACGUGGCCCUCAAGGACUAUCCGCGCACAAUCAGUGCCUUCAAGAAAUGCAUCACUGCGAUGGAUGACUCAACGCUGCCCGCCGACAGACGCUCCAAGCUGCAUCUGGAUGCGAUGACCAUGAUCAAGAUGCUGGAGCGUGAUCCGCGUACGGGAAAACAAGCUGCCAGGCAGGAGAAGUUGGCCAAAACCAAUUUCAAGUAUGAGGAAAAGGCACAAGCCCUGCCGGAUGAGAAGGAGUUCGUCAGCUCGCUGGUUCGCAUCGAUCAGAAUCCGCAGGAGGGCAGAUUUGCUCGGGCCGCUGCCGAUGUUCAGGUGGGGCAGGAGCUGCUCGUCGAGCAUCCCUAUGUGGCGGUAUUGCUCGAGAAAUAUGCGCACACCCACUGCGAAUAUUGCUUUGUGAGAACCGUUGUGCCCGUUGCCUGUCCCGGCUGCUCGGAUGUGAUCUACUGCUCGGAGCAGUGUCAGCAGCGAUCGGCGGACAAGUAUCAUAAAUAUGAGUGUGGCAUCUUGCCGAUCAUCUGGCGCUCGGGUGCCUCCAUUAACAAUCAUAUGGCGCUGAGGAUUAUUGCCAGCAAACCGUUGGAUUACUUUCUGCAGCUGAGGCCAAGCUUGGACGAGGAUCUGUCGCUGGAGCAGCUAUUAAGCCUGCCCAAGGACGACUUUCGGCGUGUGGCGCACCUGGAGCGUCAUCAGAAGGAGCGAGCAGCGUCGAAUUUCUUUCAGUACGUGCUGAUGGCACGCUUCCUCACCCGAUGCCUGCAAUCGGCUGGCUACUUUGGCACUGAGCCUCAGCCGGAUCAGAUCAGGACAAUUAACGCCUUGCUGUUGCGCAGCUUGCAGUUUAUUCAGUUCAAUACGCACGAGGUGGCAGAGCUGCACAAGUACAGCUCGGAGGGCAGGGAGAAGUCCAUCUUUAUUGGCGGUGCCAUUUAUCCGACUCUGGCGCUCUUCAAUCACUCCUGUGAUCCGGGCGUGGUGCGCUAUUUCCGUGGAACCACCAUUCACAUUAAUAGUGUGCGCCCCAUCGAGGCUGGGCUGCCCAUCAAUGAGAAUUAUGGCCCCAUCUACACGCAGGAUAAGCGUGAGGAUCGCCAGGCACGGCUGAAGGAUCUGUACUGGUUUGAGUGCAAUUGCGAUGCUUGCCUGGACAAUUGGCCGCUCUUCGAUGAGUUGCCCCGGGAUCUGAUUCGAUUCCGUUGCGACGCGCCCAACAAUUGUGCGGCAAUUAUUGAGGUGCCGCCCACCUGCAAUGAUUUCAUGAUCAACUGCGUGACCUGCGGCGAGACGACCAACAUACUCAAAGGACUCAAGGUUAUGCAGGACACCGAAAUGAUGACACGCACAGCCAAGCGGCUCUACGACACCGGUGAAUACUCCAAGGCAUUGAACAAAUUCGUCGAUCUACUGCGGAUCAUGUACGAGGUGUUGGCGCCACCAUUUCCCGAUUUCUGUGAGUGCCAGCAGCACUUGAAAGAUUGCUUCCUGAAUCUGGGCAAUGUGUACAAGCUGGACUAGGGAUUGCAACCAUCUUUAUGAGCUGAUUGUUGAAUUAGGAUGCUUUCAUAUUGGGUAUAUAGUAUUGUCAUUAUCGGGGCAUCUUU
Molecule: messenger RNA, 2190 nt
Organism: Drosophila grimshawi
Lineage: Eukaryota; Metazoa; Arthropoda; Insecta; Diptera; Drosophilidae
Gene: Smyd4-3
Product: SET and MYND domain-containing protein 4
Exons: 6
Coding region: 110-2104 (664 amino acids)
Molecular function (GO): protein binding
Source: RefSeq, a predicted model, not a curated record